GCCCAAGACUUCAUUUUUCAGGUGGAGUCUGCUCUUGCUUGGGUUAUAAAUUUGCAGGGAGGGAAGCCAGCAGCUGCUUCGCUGGAAUCCCGAUACAGGCAUCAUGAGGGAAUGUCUCUCGAUCCACAUCGGUCAGGCGGGAGUCCAAAUGGGGAAUGCCUGCUGGGAACUUUACUGCCUGGAACAUGGGAUUCAGGCGGAUGGCACCAUCCUGGCCAACCAAGCCCCUCCGAAGGCCGCGCCCGAAACCGAGCAAGUGGAUUCCUCCUUCGAGACCUUCUUCUGCGAGACGGCCUCCGGGAAGCACGUGCCUCGGGCGGUGUUCGUGGAUCUGGAGCCCACCGUCAUUGGUAAGUAG
Pantherophis guttatus is the source of this 358-nucleotide messenger RNA. Lineage: Eukaryota; Metazoa; Chordata; Lepidosauria; Squamata; Colubridae. The record is from RefSeq and is a predicted model, not a curated record.